This is a messenger RNA of Hibiscus syriacus, 2197 nucleotides long. RefSeq names its product transmembrane 9 superfamily member 8-like. Gene Ontology annotation, cellular component: membrane. The transcript is spliced from 7 exons. Gene Ontology annotation, biological process: protein localization to membrane. The coding region runs from base 67 to 2001 and encodes 644 amino acids. Lineage: Eukaryota; Viridiplantae; Streptophyta; Magnoliopsida; Malvales; Malvaceae. The record is from RefSeq and is a predicted model, not a curated record.
CUUUCCUUUUUCUAGAUCUCAUUUCACCCUCUCCCUUCUCAAAGAGAGCGUUCCUCCACCGUCAAAAUGGAGUCUCGAUCCAGAUCUACGAACGAUCUGACCAUCUCGAUCGUAUGGCCGCUUCUCUUCCUCUUUCUGGUCCACGGUUCUCACUGCUUCUACCUUCCCGGUGUCGCCCCCGAAGACUUCCAGAAGGGGGGUCCUUUGAAGGUGAAGGUGAAUAAAUUGACAUCGAUAAAGACUCAACUUCCUUAUUCGUACUAUUCGCUUCCUUUCUGUCCACCCGAAAAGAUAGUUGACAGCACAGAGAAUCUUGGGGAAGUGCUUCGUGGUGACCGAAUUGAAAACUCUCCUUAUGUGUUCAAAAUGCGAGAGCCACAAUUGUGUACUGUUCUUUGCCGCAUUACACUUGAUGCCAAAACUGCAAAGCAGUUUAAGGAAAAGAUUGGUGAUGAAUAUCGAGUCAAUAUGAUACUGGAUAACCUCCCCCUUGUUGUUCCCAUUAGAAGGUCAGAUCAGGAUUCUUCCGUUUUUUAUCAGCUUGGCUACCAUGUUGGGCUCAAAGGCAAAUACACUGGGAGCAAGGAAGAAAAAUAUUUCAUUCACAACCAUUUAGCAUUUACUGUCAAAUAUCAUAGGGAUUCACAAACUGACUCUGCUAGAAUUGUGGGAUUUGAAGUUAAACCAUACAGUAUUAGACAUGAAUAUGAGGGGACAUGGAAUGAAAAAACUCGUUUAACAACAUGCGAUCCCCAUAAUAAGCGCACAGUUGUUAACUCUAACACUCCUCAAGAAGUUGAAGCAAACAAUGAGAUAAUAUUCACUUAUGACGUUGAAUACCAGGAAAGCGAUGUGAAGUGGGCAUCUAGAUGGGAUGCAUAUCUUCUAAUGAAUGAUGACCAAAUACACUGGUUCUCAAUUGUCAAUUCUUUGAUGAUCGUUCUCUUCCUUUCGGGUAUGGUAGCAAUGAUCAUGCUAAGGACACUUUAUCGUGAUAUUUCUCGGUAUAACGAACUUGAGACUCAAGAAGAGGCCCAAGAGGAGACGGGAUGGAAGCUUGUCCAUGGAGAUGUUUUCAGGCCUCCAUCUAAUUCUGACCUAUUGUGUGUCUAUGUUGGCACUGGUGUUCAAUUUUUGGGCAUGGUACUUGUUACCAUGAUCUUUGCUGUUUUUGGAUUCCUUUCCCCUUCGAACCGAGGUGGUCUUAUGACAGCUAUGCUAUUACUUUGGGUCUUCAUGGGCAUUUUUGCUGGCUAUGCAUCUGCCCGUCUAUACAAAAUGUUUAAAGGAGCUGAGUGGAAGAAAGUAGCUUUCAGGACUGCAUGCAUGUUCCCAGGCAUUGUCUUCGCCAUCUUCUUUGUCUUAAAUGCUGUUAUAUGGGGCCAGAAGUCUUCUGGGGCUGUGCCUUUUGGGACAAUGUUUGCUCUAGUGCUCCUAUGGUUUGGAAUUUCAGUUCCACUUGUUUUUGUGGGUGGCUAUGUUGGGUUCAAGAAGCCAGCAAUCGAGGAUCCUGUGAAGACGAAUAAAAUCCCCAGGCAAAUCCCCGAGCAGGCUUGGUAUAUGAACCCAACUUUCUCUAUUCUGAUAGGAGGAAUACUUCCAUUUGGAGCUGUCUUCAUCGAGCUGUUCUUCAUUCUUACCUCAAUCUGGCUGAACCAGUUCUACUACAUCUUUGGUUUCCUCUUCCUGGUAUUGAUUAUCCUCCUUAUCACUUGUGCUGAAAUAACCAUCGUGCUCUGUUACUUCCAGUUAUGCAGUGAAGAUUAUCUGUGGUGGUGGAGGUCAUACCUCACAUCCGGCUCCUCGGCUCUGUACCUCUUCCUCUAUGCUACAUUCUAUUUCUUCACAAAGCUAGAGAUCACUAAGCUGGUUUCAGGGCUCCUAUACUUUGGGUACAUGCUGAUUGCUUCAUACGCCUUUUUUGUGCUGACGGGCACCAUUGGGUUUUAUGCAUGCUUUUGGUUCACCAGACUUAUCUACUCAUCUGUCAAGAUCGAUUAGAGUGUGAAAUGGGGACAUGCUUAAUGGUUCUAUUGUUUUCAAAGAACGUCGCCUUAGGUUAAGAGAUAUAUAUACUCGUGGUUUCAGAUUUAAACUUUAAUGCCCAUUUUUGAACCGAGUCCAUACUUUUAUAGUUGGUUGAAAGGUACAUUUUAUUCUGUCAUUUUGUUAAGAGGAGCUUCCUGUGAUUCUUUUU